CGCGGGUACCGGCGCCGGCUUCUCCCGGUUCCCUGCGGCGGGCGCCGGCUCCGCUUUGGCCCGAGGAGGGUGCGCUGCAGGGGCGCAGAGGGGGCGGGGAGGACCUGCGACGCCCCGCCCCCUUUCGCGCUCGGGAGGCUAGGCCCGCCCCGGGAGGACCGGGUCCUGUGGCCGCUCGGUGCCCAGGCCAUCGCUGCCCGCAGGUGUCGGCGGCCGCAGAGCCACCGGCCCCAUGGUGGGUUUCGGGGCCAACCGGCGGGCCGGCCGCCUGCCCUCCUUCGUGCUGGUGGUGCUGCUGGUGGUCAUCGUCGUCCUUGCCUUCAAUUACUGGAACAUCUCCUCCCGCCACGUUCUGCUUCAGGAGGAGGUGGCCGAGCUGCAGGGCCAAGUCCAGCGCACCGAGGUGGCCCGCGGGCGCCUGGAGAAGCGCAAUUCGGACCUCUUGCUCUUGGUAGACACGCAUAAGAAGCAGAUCGACCAGAAGGAGGCCGACUACGGUCGCCUCAGCAGCCGGCUGCAGGCCAGGGAGGGCCUGGGGAAGAGAUGCGAGGAUGACAAGGUUAAGCUACAGAACAACAUAUCGUAUCAGAUGGCAGACAUACAUCAUUUAAAGGAGCAACUGGCUGAGCUUCGUCAGGAGUUUCUUCGACAAGAAGACCAGCUUCAAGACUACAGGAAAAACAACACCUACCUUGUGAAGAGGUUAGACUAUGAGAGUUUUCAGUGUGGACAGCAGAUCAAGGAAUUAAGAGCACAACAUGAAGAAAAUAUUAAAAAAUUAGCAGAUCAGUUUUUGCAGGAACAAAAGGAGACCCACAAGAUUCAAUCAAAUGAUGGAAAAGAAUUGGGUAUAAAUGAUCAUGUAGCACCUAAAAAUAUUCCAAAUGUGGCUGAAAGUGAUGCAAACAAGAACGAGGAGCCCUCGAGCAAGCAGAUUGCACACGAGAAAGAACAAGUCAAACGAGUUGGUGAUGCUGGGAUGCCUGGAGUCGAAGAGAAUGACCUAGCAAAAGUAGAUGAUCUUCCUGCUGCUUUAAAGAAGCCUCCUGUGUUAGAUUCUCCACAUGAAAGUCAUCAGACAAUCUCCCAUCUUCCAAUUGGACAGCUUCUCUUACCAAACAUGGCUCCAGGUUUGCAUCUAAAUCAGAAUGAAAAUCCCGGCACUUCAAAACAGAACCCUUCAAAUCCUCUUCAGCACUUAAUUCCAGUUUCAAACCUGGAGCGGGAGCCCAGAAUUCAAACAGACACACUAAAGCAGGCCACGAGGGACCGAGUCAAUGAUUUCCACAAGCUGAAGCAAAGCCGAUUCUUUGAUGAAAAUGAAUCCCCUGUUGAUCCGCAGCAUGGCUCUAAACUGGCGGAUUAUAAUGGGGAUGAUGGUAACGUAGGUGAGUAUGAGGCAGACAAGCAGGCUGAGCUGGCUUACAAUGAGGAAGAAGAUGGUGAUGGUGCAGAGGAAGACGUCCAAGAUGAUGAAGAACGGGAGCUUCAGAUGGAUCCUGCAGACUAUGGCAAGCAGCGCUUCAAUGAUGUCCUUUAAGUCUGAGGGACUCCCAAAACCCAAAGUGCUGUGCAGCGAAGAAUCUCUACUUGUCAAUCUUGACUUUUGUUGUAAAGUUCAGUUGUAUCGGUUGUAAAGAUACAUUGAGAUAGAGUUAAGGAAAUUUUAAUGAAGGAAUGUACCGAUGUACAUAUGUGAACUUUUUCAUAUUGUAUUAUCAAAGCAGAUACUUUUUUGGUUACGACACAGCUGAGCCAAAAACGGUUAAUCUUUGCAUUUAAAGCAAACUAAUGUAAAUUUCACAUUUUAUUGAGCCUAAUUUUUUUUCACACAAAGACAAACAGGAACAAAUGGUUGUACAGGUUAUAUGCUGCACAUAGUGUGACCACAAUGAGACGUUACUCAGCUGAAAAGUCUACACUAACACAUUUUUGUUACCCCCGUAGGUGUCCUCUACUGCCCCUCCUUUAGCACUCUCUCA
This is a messenger RNA of Acomys russatus (golden spiny mouse), 1982 nucleotides long. It is a transcript of the gene Golm2, whose product is annotated as golgi membrane protein 2. The transcript is spliced from 10 exons. The coding region runs from base 233 to 1540 and encodes 435 amino acids. The record is from RefSeq and is a predicted model, not a curated record. Lineage: Eukaryota; Metazoa; Chordata; Mammalia; Rodentia; Muridae.